UUUUUUAUUUUUUUGCUUCCACUGCACACUAACUACGUUUGUUUAUAUUCUUUUUUAACACCUUUUUUCUAUUUUUUAAAAAAACAUUAUCUAGUCAGCCAUGGGAAAGAUUAAGAAGAAGUUUUCGGAGGGAGCGUCAAAGACAUACACCACGCGCAACCGUGCGCUCAAGAAGCUGCAGGUCACGCUGGUUGACUUCCGCCGUCUUUGCAUCCUCAAGGGUGUUUACCCAGUUGAGCCGCGCAGCCGCAAGAAGGCCAACAAGGGAUCCACAGAGCCUACGACAUUCUACUACUCCAAAGACAUUCAGCUCCUCAUGAGCGAGCCCCUGAUCAACAAGUUCCGCGAUCACAAGGUUUUCCUGCGCAGACUCAAGAACGCUCUCGGAAAGCGGGAUCUCACCAGGGCCAAGUCCCUUGAGAAGAACCGCCCCGACUAUACCCUGGACCAUUUGGUCAUCGAGCGCUACCCGACUUUUGUCGAGGCCCUGCGUGAUCUCGACGACGCCCUGUGCAUGGUGUUCCUGUUCGCCACCAUGCCUGUGGCCGACACCGUCGAUAGCAAGGCCGUCGAGGAGUGCCGGCGCUUGUCGACCGAGUUUAUGCACUACGUUAUUCACACUCACAGCUUGCGCAAGGUCUUCUUGUCCAUCAAGGGUAUCUACUACCAGGCCGAGCUCCAGGGCCAGACCCUGACGUGGGUUGUUCCCUACCAGUUCAGCCAGAAUGUUCCUCGCGAGGUCGACUUCCAGGUCAUGAGCACCUUCUUGCAGUUCUACCGCACCCUGUUGGGCUUUGUCAAUUACCGCCUCUACACCACCUCCAACCUGGCCUACCCGCCCAAGGACAACGCUGCCGGACUCGGGUCGCUGCGGAUUGAGUCGAAGCGCGUCGAGGAUUUGAUUAAAAACGCUCAGUCUGCCACCGACGACAGCGCCAUGGUCGAGGACGACGAGGCUACCGAGGCUACUGAGGCCGAGAAGCCCGUCGAGAUCACUGCCGAGAUGAAGGCUCGCCUAAACACCCUGGGCAGCAAGAUUAAGUCGAUUGUUGCCGCCACGCCGGCCACUGCGGCGCCCUUGUACGACGCGCUCAAAAACAUGCUUUUCGGCAAGCAGGUAUUCUUCCUGUCGCGCGAGGUGCCCCGCUACUCGCUCGAUGCUAUCACCAUCCAGAUUGCUGAUCGCCCGACCCAGGGCCACCAGUUCCUUGAUCGCAAGUACGUGCAGCCGCAGUGGGUCUACGACUGCAUCAACGCCCGUUGCCUGCUGAACGUCGACGACUACCUGGUUGGCCAGCCCCUGCCCGCGCAUCUCUCGCCCUUUGUCGAGUAUGCUGAGGGCGACUACGUCCCCGAGGCCGCGACCAAGAUGGCCGCCGCUGCGGGCUUUGAGGGCGAAGUCACCAACCUCCAGCCCGAGGACCGGGACUCUUCCAGCGAGGACGAAGACGAGGGCCAGGAGAACGUCGAGGGCGAGAGCGCCGACGAGGACGAGGCAGAGUCCGACGACGAGGAUGAUGAGGAUGCCAAGGUCGAGAAGCAGUACCAGAAGCAGCUUUUGGCCGAGCGGGCCGGUCUCACUUCUCCGAGUACCAGCAGAAGCAGGGUGCCAAGCCCAAGUCCAACAAGCGACCGGCUGCCUCCAACAAGCGGACCAAGGCUGAGAUUGAGGAGGAGGAGCGCGAACGCAUUGCCAUUUCUAUGCUCAGCAAGAAGAAGCGCAAGCGCAACAAGGAUAUCAACACCCUUAUGGCGCGCAAGGCUGAGAUCGCCAAGGCAAACAAAAAGAA
Kickxella alabastrina is the source of this 1790-nucleotide messenger RNA. RefSeq names its product Pescadillo N-terminus-domain-containing protein. The transcript is spliced from 5 exons. Gene Ontology annotation, cellular component: PeBoW complex; nucleolus. Gene Ontology annotation, molecular function: RNA binding. The annotation marks the transcript as partial. The record is from RefSeq and is a predicted model, not a curated record. Gene Ontology annotation, biological process: ribosome biogenesis; maturation of LSU-rRNA from tricistronic rRNA transcript (SSU-rRNA, 5.8S rRNA, LSU-rRNA). NCBI's taxonomy places the organism in Eukaryota, Fungi, Kickxellomycota, Kickxellomycetes, Kickxellales, Kickxellaceae.